AUGUUUCCAACGAUCAGUUUAGUGUUAGUUCUCACUUGCACCGUCAUUUUCAAUGUAUUUCCAACCAAAGCCGAUGACCUCAAAACCUACAUUGUUCACCUAAGCUUACCUGAAGGCCAAGACUUUCCUCGGGCGCAUGAGAUUGAAGAAUGGUACAACUCCUUUUUGUCCAAAAUACCUUCCCGCCCAAACGAGAAGCCAAAGAUGGUUUAUGCGUACCGCCAUGUGAUUACAGGAUUUGCUGCUAAAUUGUCGGUAGAUCAAGCAGAGGCACUUGAGAACCUGAGUGGAGUUGUAUCCGUAAGGCCUGAAGGUGUGUAUCAGCUGCAAACAACUCGGUCAUCAUACUUUCUGGGCUUGCGCCAAGAUUCUGGUUUGUGGAAAGACUCGAACAAAGGGAAGGGGGUCAUAAUUGGGAUUAUGGACACCGGAGUUACUCCCGGGCAUCCUUCAUUUAACGACAAUGGCGUCCCCGCUCCACCAUCAACAUGGAAGGGUAAAUGUGAGGUAGCCGGGUGUAAUAACAAACUGAUUGGACUAAGAAGCUUUGUUCAUGGAAUCUCUCCAAUGGACGAGGAUGGCCACGGGACACACACUUCAAGCACUGCCGCAGGGAAUUCAGUAGACAACGCAAAUGUAUUUGGCAUGGCGAACGGCACUGCGAGCGGGAUGGCACCACUAGCACACUUAGCCAUGUAUAAAGUAUGUACCGACGAUUGUUUGUUGAGCGACAUCUUAGCAGGCAUGGAUGCAGCCAUUAAAGACGGUGUUAACGUGAUGUCACUUUCACUGGGCGGAGAUCAGUUGCCAUUCCAUGAAGAUUCAAUGGCAAUAGGCGCAUUCAAUGCCAUGCAGAAAGGGAUCUUCGUGAGUUUCGCAGCAGGUAACGAGGGACCUCUGGAUAGUUCAUUAUCAAAUGAGGCCCCAUGGAUGCUUACAGUCGGGGCUAGUACCAUUGAUAGAAGAAUAACGACCAUUCUUCUCGGAAACAAGAAGAUAUUUGAUGGCGAAUCGUUAUAUCAACCAAAGGGUUUUGAUCAUAAGCUUCGUCCUCUUGUUUACCCCGGCAAAGAUGGUGAUAUAUUAGCAGCACUGUGCGUGGAAGGAUCACUGGACCGCAUUGACGUCAAGGGGAAGGUAGUAGUGUGUGAUGUGGGCAAUAUUGACAACACCGUAAAGGGCCAGGUAGUGAAGGAUGCCGGAGGAGCCGCCAUGAUUAUUGCUAAUUAUAUUCUUUGUGGUGCGAGUAUAGCCGCCGAAGCUCAUGUUCUUCCCGCAUCAUUUGUUGGUUACAAAGAAGGGGAUGAGAUUAAAAAGUAUCUAAAUUCAACUUCUUCACCAACUGCAACUAUCCUUUUCAAAGGAACCGUGGCAGGGGCAAAAACCGAUCCAGAGGUAUCCUAUUUCACUUCUAGGGGGCCUAAUUCCCAAAGUCCGGGAAUCCUAAAGCCAGACAUUGUUGGACCCGGUGUUGACAUUCUCGCAGCUUGGAAUGAGUCGGUUGACCACCAGAAAGGAACCAAAGCAGCGUUUAACGUCGUACGUGGCACAUCAAUGGCUUGUCCUCAUCUUGCAGGCAUAGCAGCACUGAUCAAAAGCGUCCACCCGGAAUGGUCUCCUGCUGCUAUCAAGUCUGCUAUAAUGACAACGGCGAGUCAAGUGAAUCGAAAUGGACAUGCCAUUAUUGAAGAAAGAGAGCGCCCUGCAAACGUGUUUGCCAUCGGCUCGGGUCACGUAAACCCACCGAAAGCUCACGAGCCAGGGCUUGUUUUUGAUAUCCAACCUGAUGACUACAUUCCGUAUCUUUGUGGAUUAGGAUAUACGCCCGAACAUGUUCAAACAAUCGUUAAAAAGAAAGUUAACUGCUCAAAAACCAUACCUGAAGCCCAGCUGAAUUAUCCUUCGUUCGCUAUAUCUCUGAAAAGAGGUGAUAGCAAAACAUACUCGAGGACAGUGACUAACGUUGGUAUGGCUAACUCGACUUACGCCAUCAGGGAUAUUUCUGUCCCGCAGGGUGUAAGCAUUAGCAGUCAUCCUCAAGAGCUGAGCUUCACAGGGCUGCACCAAAAGUUGACAUAUAAAGUAACAUUUACUCGAGGUAAAGAGGAUAACGCAAAAGGUCCUUAUGGUCAGGGACACAUGACCUGGAUAUCUGGUAAAUACACUGUUAGAACCCCAUUUUCUUUCAAGUUUGAAUGA
Messenger RNA from Helianthus annuus (common sunflower), 2199 nucleotides. Its product is annotated as subtilisin-like protease. The record is from RefSeq and is a predicted model, not a curated record. Gene Ontology annotation, biological process: proteolysis. NCBI's taxonomy places the organism in Eukaryota, Viridiplantae, Streptophyta, Magnoliopsida, Asterales, Asteraceae. The transcript has 2 exons. Gene Ontology annotation, molecular function: serine-type endopeptidase activity. Bases 1 to 2199 code for a protein of 732 amino acids.